Molecule: messenger RNA, 1580 nt
Organism: Moneuplotes crassus
Lineage: Eukaryota; Ciliophora; Spirotrichea; Euplotida; Euplotidae
Source: the annotation of a GenBank genome assembly
AUGGAUUUGGGGAAUAUGUCUGACUCUGAAGUGGAGAUGUCAGAUAGGCAUGGCCAGGAUUUGUUUUCAGAGAGUUCCAAGAAGAGUUCAAGUGAUUUAGGAAGUUAUAUUGAAGCGACGGUGAAGGAUUCGGAGGAGGUUGGAUAUGUAGAGGGGUUGGUCCAGAUGUGAAAGUAUGCCCUGCCUUCGUCGGGAGGGAUGAUCUUGAGGAGGGUCAUUGAUAUUAUGAAUUUUGUGGUGAUUGGGAGGUUAGGAGACCCUACUCUUGUUUCUGGAGCAGGGCUUGGGAUUACAACUAUUCAAAUUACAACGAUCUCACUUGGAGUAGGACUAGCUGGUGGGAUUGAAACACUCUCAUCUCAAGCCUUUGGAAAUGGGAAAAACUAUUUAGCUGGAAUAUAUUACACCAGAGCUCAGGUUGUAUUGACGAUUUUGUUUGUGCCUCAAGCGAUAUUGUUGUAUUUCAUCACUCCUAUCUUGAUAUCUGCAGGCCAGCCAACUAGAUCAGCAGAGGUAGCAGGACUAUUUAUAAAAAUCCUAAUUCCUGGAGUAUGGGGAUUCUGUCAAACAGAGUUGUUGAGAAAGUUUCUUGGAACUCAGGGAGCAUUCUAUGUAGUUACAAAUUCCCAGAUAUUUAACUGAAUCUUACAUCCCUUAUGGCUAUAUCUUUUCGUGUCUAAGUUUGAUUUAUCAAUUAGCGGGAUCGCUAUUGCCACAUCAAUUACAUAUUUCAUGAAUUAUCUCGUUCCAAUGAUCUAUGUGACACUGAAGAAGGACUCAGUCAGGGAGAACAGCAUGCACCGGAUUAACAAGGAUUCCUUCGUCGGACUCUGGCAGUACAUGAAGUAUGGGAUCCCAGCCAUGAUGCUUACAGCGCUGGAGUAUUGGUCAUUCGAAAUUAUCACGAUUUUUGGAGGGCUUGUUGGGGAAAAAGAACUGGGAGCUUGAGUCAUUUUAUUCAAUACCCUCGCUUUUGUUUAUAUGAUUCCUCUAGGAUUUUGUUAUGCCGCAAACACUCUUAUCGGCAAUAGUCUUGGAGCAAUGAAUCCGAAUAGUGCUAAAGUUUACAGAAACCUAGCUGCAAUGAUAGGGUUUGCUCUGAGUCUGAUUCUUGGAACAUUAAUGUUUAUUUUGAGGUACUACAUUGCUAAUCUGUUUACUCAGGAUGAAGAAAUUAUCGAAAUGGUGAUCACAGCAAUGCCUUUGAUCUCAUUAAGCACUAUUGGUGACUACACACAAGGGAUCUCUCAAGGAACUGUCAAGGCGAUGGGUAUCCAAAAUUAUGCAACCAUUUUAUCAAUGAUCGGAUAUUGGGGAAUCUCGAUUCCCUUGACAAUCUGGUUUACUUUUAAGCUACACUGGGGAAUCUGUGGAAUCUUUGGAGGAUUACCCAUAGCCUUACUCUUUGUAGGAGGCUCAUUCUUAUUCAUCAUCUACCGUACAGAUACAGUUGUUCUUUCCCAGGAAAUUUGACAACGCCUCAGAAAGGAGGAGGAAGGUCGUCAUAUGAACAGAUUCGACAGCUCUAAAAGCGCGAAUUCUCACUCCUUCCUUGAAACUUAAAAUCAGAGUUCAACUAG